CCUCAUUUUUCUUCUUCAUUCUUCAGUCACCUCUCCAACUGCGCCUCCAUCACAAACACGACUGCGGACUUGCAAGCUCCGCCCAUCUUGCUCGCACUUUUGAAACAUUUCGUCUCUCCGCCUCCCACCAUGAAUCCAUCGAUAUCCACGGCGGGAGCAGUCGUCGACGAUUUUCAGAUGUCAUGCAGAUUUUCAAAUUUUGGAGAUCAUGCACCUGAAUCAUUUGACUCACUUUCCUGUGGAGCAUGCUUCUAUUUUAUUUUUAUGCUCGUAGAGCACUAUAAAGAUAGAUACGUUGCAAGUCUUUGUGAAGACACUUUCGGAGUACUAGUAUGCCCAGUUGAUGUCAGUGACAAAAUUUGCAAUUGCUAUAAUCGAGAAUAUGUCUACAAUAUUCCGGAGUUCGCACUUAAUUCAUCUCGAAUAAAACCUCUGAAUCAUCUGCGACUUGAUCCACCGUUACCUUUUCAAUUCGAUUUAAUUGUCAAAGAUUGCUGCUCGGCCGCACGAUAUUGCUGUAGAAAUACACUUGUGAAAUAUCAUCAUCGUGUCGAUGAUUCUCCAUGUCCGCCUACUUGGGAUGGAUGGAAUUGUUUUGAUUCAGCAACUCCUGGUGUUGUUUUUAAACAAUGUCCUAAUUAUAUUUAUGGUGGAUCCAACAUUAAAACUGAUUAUGAUAGAUUAUCUCAAAAAGUAUGCAGAUCUAACGGAUGGGCGACGCCAGAAGUCAAUGCUGCAGCACGAGAGCACACUGAUUACACGGGUUGCAUGUCUAAUGGGGAUGUUGAAGCUCGUAUUCUAGCUGGAUUGCUUACUUACUCUGCUAGCGUCAUAUUUCUCAUUCCAGCGGUUUUCUUACUGACACUACUCAGACCAAUUCGUUGUCAACCAAUGUUCAUUCUGCAUCGUCAUCUGCUCAUCUCAUGUCUCUUAUACGGAGCAUUCUAUCUGAUCACCGUGUCUCUUUUCGUUGUCAACGAUGCUCCACUCUCUUCACAAGUCUUCCAGAAUCAUCUGUUCUGUCGUCUUCUCUUCUCCAUUCAAUUACGAUACCUUCGACUGACCAAUUUCACAUGGAUGCUUGCAGAAGCUGUUUACUUAUGGAGACUAUUACAUACUGCUCAACAUUCUGAAGGAGAGACUCUCCGAAGCUACAAAGUUAUAUGUUGGGGUGUCCCUGGAGUGAUCACAGUUGUCUACAUAUUUGUCCGAAGUCUGAAUGACGACGUUGGAAUGUGUUGGAUUGAAAACUCGACGGUCGCCUGGAUCGAAUGGAUGAUCAUAACACCAUCUCUUCUUGCAAUGGGUGUCAAUUUGCUCUUGCUCGGGCUAAUCGUCUACAUUCUCGUCAAAAAACUCCGAUGUGAUCCGCACUUGGAGAGAAUUCAAUACAGAAAAGCUGUCCGCGGAGCACUCAUGCUUAUUCCAGUAUUCGGUGUUCAACAGCUUCUUACAAUAUAUCGAUUCAGUAACACAUACUAUCAGGUUACGGAUCAAUCACUUAAUGGAUUACAGGGAAUGUUUGUCUCAUUUAUCGUUUGUUACACAAAUCGUUCUGUCGUAGAAUGUGUUCUGAAAUUCUGGUCAUCACAUCAGGAGAAGCGGGCUCUCGGAGCUGAAUGCCGACAAAGAAUGAGCAUUCAAGAAAGCGGAAAACUUAUUCUCAGGCCGCCACAAACCGAACACGUCGUACUCUAAGUAUCUUUCAAGCUCAUUCCAAUUCUGUAUUUAUUUGUGCUCCCAGGGGAUAUCCCCCCUUCCAUUUUCAUUGACCAAAUUCCUGAAUUAAAUUUUAAAUUUAGGUUUAUUUUUUGUACACAAAAACAUAAAAAUAAUAAUAAAACGAUUUUGAUUC
This is a messenger RNA of Caenorhabditis elegans, 1855 nucleotides long. RefSeq names its product G_PROTEIN_RECEP_F2_4 domain-containing protein (gene dhrr-1). Gene Ontology annotation, molecular function: transmembrane signaling receptor activity; G protein-coupled receptor activity. The record is from RefSeq and is marked reviewed. NCBI's taxonomy places the organism in Eukaryota, Metazoa, Nematoda, Chromadorea, Rhabditida, Rhabditidae. Gene Ontology annotation, cellular component: membrane; plasma membrane. Gene Ontology annotation, biological process: G protein-coupled receptor signaling pathway; cell surface receptor signaling pathway.